CCAUCCCUAGCCUGCAAAACAUAAACAUAAAAAAUAAAAGCUCUCUGUUGUGACAGGAGAUGCUGGCAGGGGCAUUUAGAUUCAGGUGAUAUGAUUUCAUGAGAAAGGAUGGAGGGGCUGCAGAACCCGCAUUGAUUAAAGGUCUCAUGGGUUCCAAAAUCAAACAGCCACCCGGGGAGUUAUUAUACCCAUUUGCAGAAGGAGGACUUGAGGUUCCCAAGAAGAACUUGCUCUAACCAGAAUUUCAGACACUUCGUUCUUGGUCCAAAAUCUCAGUGUCUUCCACUGAGCUGCACUGGGGGCACCUGUGCCAGACCCUGGCCCGUGGCAGGUCAAGCCACUCCCUGGAGUGGCCUAUCUGUUGCUGCCUGUGUGGGGCGGUGACAGCAGGAGGGGGCCAUCUGAGCUAAGCUCUGGGCAUCUCUGUGACGGUGGGAGCUCCCCCUUUCUGCCCACUCCCUGUGCUUCAUUCCUCAGGCAAAAAGGUUGCUCAAGGAGAUUCCGGGACUAGGGUCUGCCUUGUCACUGUCACCAGGAGCCUUUUUUUUUUUUUUUUUUUCCUUCCUGACUUGCCAGAGCUCCCUGUCAGCCCUCGCAGUGCCUCUGGAAGCCAAAAGAAGGAAGCUGUGGGAUCCUGGCUGAGCAGAGUCCAGCAUCCUGCUUCUGGCUCCUGCACCAUGAAAAUCCUGUUCUGUGACCUCCUGCUGCUCAGCCUCUUCUCCAGCAGCGUGUCCAGCAGCUGUCAGAAGGACUGUCUGGCCUGCAGAGAGAAGCUCCGCCCAGUUCUUGACAGCUUCAACCUUGAGGUGUGCAUCCUCGAGUGUGAAGGGAAGGUCUUCACCAGUCCCCUCUGGACUCCAUGCACCAAGGUCAUGGCCAAAGGCUCCUCCUGGCAGCUCAGCCCUGCCGACCCAGACCACGUGGCGGCCACUCUUUACCAGCCAAGAGCCUCUGAGAUGCAGCAUCUGAAGCGGAUGCCCCGUGUCCGGAGCCUCUUCCAAGCCCAGGAAGGGACCAAGCCCGGCAUGGAUGAGGCUGGAGGGACGGAGCAGAAGCAGCUGCAGAAGAGGUUCGGGGGCUUCACGGGGGCCCGGAAGUCGGCCCGGAAGUUGGCCAACCAAAAGCGGUUCAGUGAGUUUAUGAGGCAGUACCUGGUCCUGAGCCUGCAGUCCAGCCAGCGCCGGCGCACCCUGCACCAGAAUGGUAAUGCGUAGCCGGAAGGGGAGCCCCUCCCAGCUGCACCGUCCACUUCAACCCCAUGAGUGUCCGGGCAAUCCCCAAAUCAGCAUGUCUCCAGCCCCAGACCUGCCGGCUGGGAAUCGGGAUUCCUUCUUCCCCGAGGCACUGAAACUAGCCUUGCCUCCAGGCCUCCACCCCUAGGGCCCAGCCCCUGUCUGGUUAUCUCCCCCACUUCCUCCACCCACCCCAUGGCAUGUUUCAUGAUAAUCCUGUUGCUACACCAGAGUGUAUUUUUGUAAUUCCUCCAGCUACCAUUCAAAUGGCCCCAUCUUUCCUUCUCACCCGCCUCUUCGCUCUUCUCAGGGUGGGUUAAAGGAACAAAUCAAGCCGGGGGUUUUGACUUGUCACUGCCAUAACUUGUUUGUAAAAGAGCUGUUCUUUUUGAAUGAUUGUUUUCAACAGAUAUUUCUCCAUUAAACUUCUACUGAGCAAAUGGUUAAUACAUUGGUUGGUUGUUUUUAAGUGGAGGAACUGAGCAGCACAGACCUCAGACACACCACCAGAGCCGCCUCUCUUGGGAGGCAGAGGAAAAAGCGGGUGGCUCUGCUUUAUGUAAAGUGUGACGGGUGAGAUACGGGAACAGAAACACCCCAGAUCCAAGCCCACAGCUCUGUGAAGAGCCCGGCGGGAUGGAGGGGGCCAGGCUGCUGCGCCUCCACCUCCAGUUUCUGACUCACUAGAAAUGUGCAUUGUUAACAAGAGCCAGGUGAUGUACAGCCUGCUGGCUUGCGACCUUCGCAUUGGGCCCCAAUUAACAGGAAACAUGUUAAGAGGGUAAUGAUCAGUUCAGCCAAGAAACUGCUGCUCUACCCAAACGGAGUCACUGAGGAGG
Sus scrofa (pig) is the source of this 2071-nucleotide messenger RNA. RefSeq names its product prepronociceptin (gene PNOC). Gene Ontology annotation, biological process: neuropeptide signaling pathway; sensory perception; chemical synaptic transmission. The record is from RefSeq and is a predicted model, not a curated record. Lineage: Eukaryota; Metazoa; Chordata; Mammalia; Artiodactyla; Suidae. Gene Ontology annotation, molecular function: opioid receptor binding. Gene Ontology annotation, cellular component: plasma membrane; dendrite; axon terminus.